AGUUUGUUUUGUAAAUGUGUUAUAAAGUGUAAGAAAUAUAAUAAUAUUGUUAUUAAAUAUGCAGUGAAUGUAUGAAUCAAUGAAUCAAUGGUUACAUUAUGUGACACAUUAGCCAUGGAUUAGUUGUAACCAAUUGAUCGCACAAUGAGUAGCACUGAAGACAGCAAAUUGAGUCUAACUGAAGAUCACUUCAGUCAAGACAAGUACCAAUUGGACGCAGACACCGAUGAAUUGAUGUCGACCACCAGUCAGAUGGAGUCGGCGAUCGAUAAACAUAUUAAAAUUUUGCGUAGAGUUACCGAUGAUGACAUAAAAAAGAAAUUAGUGAUAAAAAUAUGUGAAUUAAGGAUCAAAUUGAAUCAAUUGAAUGAUAUCAACGAACAGUUGUAUGUUUGUGGACACAAACUCGUCCAAAGAAAUGACAACAAGAUUGGGUCACAACUUAUCUGCGAUCAGUGUCUUAAGCGAACCAAAAACAAGAUAUUCGGUCUCAAGAAGAAUGAUAACAUGACAUUGAUUUGUCAGUUCUGCCAAUUUGUUGUCCACCGAUACUGUCAAACCAAUAUAAUGCGAAAGUGUCCGAAAAUGAUGUUUGAAGAAAGUGCUCUUAAUGUUAAUCAAAAUGAAAUUUCACGAAACGUUAUCUUAAAGAUCUGCCCAGAAAUAGGUCUUUCAAAUCAAGACUUUCGUUGCGCUGAAUGUAAAGCAACGAUAACUCCAACCAAUAGUCGUAUUUGUGAUUAUAAUGGACUAUAUUAUUGCAAUUGUUGUCAUUUCGGUCAAUUAGAUGCCACCCUAAUUCCCGCCCGUAUUAUACAUAACUGGGAUUUUACUCCCAAACCUGUUAGUAGAAGUUCACUACAAUUUAUUAAUUAUAUCAAAUUAAAGCCAGUUUUGUUUAAUAUCACUGAAUUAAAUUCAAUGCUUUAUGGAUUAGUUGAUGAAUUAACACAAAUAAAGAGAGUUCGCAGUGAAUUGACUCAUAUGUUUAAAUACAUCCGUAUUUGUAGACAACCGACAAAACCUAAGAUAUCACUAAAUAAUUAUUUAUUGGAUGAAAAUUGUCUUAACUGUUAUUCAUUGUCUGAUUUGUGUCAUUUGGAUAAACUUUUACUUAGUGUCAGUGAUGCGCACAAACUAUUUAUGGAUCAUAUUAUAAACCAUUGUGAGGGAUGUCGAGGAAAGGGUUACUUUUGUGAGUUAUGUCGCGAUAGUGACGACCUUUUAUUUGCUUUUUCUUCAAACGUAGCAAAUUGUAAAAUAUGUUCAGCAGUUUAUCACAAAAAUUGUUAUUAUCGUCAAAACAAAGUAUGUCGACGUUGUCAACGACUGGCAAACAAACAAAUGACUAACGAUUCUACAAUAAAUGAAUCAAUUAUUGAUUAAUAAAUUAUUUAUUUUAUGUAAUAUACAGUAUUUAUUUAUAAAAAGAUAUAAAACUAAGUAUAUUUACAAUUUAUG
Molecule: messenger RNA, 1461 nt
Organism: Oppia nitens
Lineage: Eukaryota; Metazoa; Arthropoda; Arachnida; Sarcoptiformes; Oppiidae
Product: differentially expressed in FDCP 8 homolog
Exons: 6
Coding region: 145-1386 (413 amino acids)
Source: RefSeq, a predicted model, not a curated record